CGUCGCGGUUCGUCGCGGUUUGUGCUCCACGCAUAUUUAUUUUCCUCGCUUCCCAUCCGCAGGGCCGCAUGGAAUAUCUGGUCAAAUGGAAGGGCUGGUCGCAGAAGUACAGCACUUGGGAACCUGAGGAGAACAUCCUGGAUGCCCGGCUGCUCGCCGCCUUCGAGGAGAGCUUUGGUUCUUUUAACACCUCUAGGGAGCGAGAAAUGGAGCUUUACGGGCCCAAAAAGCGAGGCCCCAAGCCCAAAACCUUCCUGCUAAAGGCCCAGGCAAAAGCCAAAGCCAAAACCUAUGAAUUCCGCAGUGACUCUUCCAGGGGGAUCCGGGUGCCGUAUCCUGGCAGGUCCCCCCAGGAGCUGGGCUCCACGUCCCGGGCUAGGGAAGGACUGAGAAACAUAGCCCUGGCCCCCCAGGGCAGCUCCAGCAGCAGCACCCCCAAGGCUGACGGCAUCCGGGACCGGGUGAUCCGCGUGGAAGAGAAGCCCGGAGAGACCCCCAAAAAGAGGGGCCCGAAGCCCAGGAAGGAGCUUUACAAGGACCUUGCGGAGUCUCUGGAUGCCUCCAAGAGGAAACUGGGGGACCCGGGGGACAAGGUGGGGGACUACCUGAAGGCCAGGAAGAUGGAGGAGGCGGCGGCGGGGGCAGCCAAGUUUGGCUCGGGACACAGCGUGAUCCAGCUGGCCCGGCGGCAGGAGCCCGACCUGCCCGGCGCCCUGCCCG
Molecule: messenger RNA, 720 nt
Organism: Cyanistes caeruleus (blue tit)
Lineage: Eukaryota; Metazoa; Chordata; Aves; Passeriformes; Paridae
Source: RefSeq, a predicted model, not a curated record